AUGGAAGCAGAAGUUACUGUCAACAGGACUGAUGUUGUGGCUGACAUACAUCCCUGCUAUGAAAUAGAUAACUUCAGUUAUGUCGUGACCAGAAACCCUUCUGUUAUAUGUGUUUUAUUAUAUAUUUUCCUUGCAUUACUGGCUGUUAUCACAAUAUGUGGAAACCUCCUUGUUAUAAUCUCCAUCAUUUACUUCAAACAGCUCCACACUCCAAUUAACUGCCUGAUUCUCUCUCUGGCUGUGGCUGACCUGCUUGUUGGGAUUAUAGUCUUUCCUUUCAGCAUGGUGUUCUCUCUCAGCUCAUGUUUGUACUAUGAUCAUUUAUUUUACAGAUAUUAUGCAGUGUGUCAGCCUCUGACAUACAGAAGUAAAAUCAACCAUCGUGUUGUUGUGAUCAUGAUCCUGGUGAGCUGGGGUAUUUCUGCUCUGAUUGGAAUUGGUGUCAUUAUUGCUGGAUUAAACAAUGAAAAAUGUGAUGAAAGGUGUUUAAUUGAUGUUCUCAUGGCAAACACAGUUGGACGUAUUUUCUCUUUUUACUUCCCAGUGAUUACAAUGCUCUGUAUCUAUCUGAAAAUUUUCCUUGUUGCACAGAGACAGGUUCGCAGCAUCCAGAACACAACCUGUCAGAGCACAAAGUCUGGAGCAGCUGUCAGUAAGAUGGAGAGAAAGGCCACAAAAACUCUGGCUACAGUGUUGGGAGUAUUUUUAAUGUGUUGGUCUCCUUUCUUCUUUUGCGUCACCUUUAUGCCUUUUUCUAAUAAUUCAAUACCAGUUCCUGUACUCGAGACUCUUAACUGGCUCACACUGUCCAAUUCUAUGCUGAAUCCAUUUAUCUAUGCUUUCUUUUACAGUUGGUUCAGAUCAGCUUUCAGAAUGAUCAUCUCUGGGAAAAUAUUCCAUGGUGACUUUGCGAACUUCAAACUGCACUGA
Molecule: messenger RNA, 930 nt
Organism: Toxotes jaculatrix (banded archerfish)
Lineage: Eukaryota; Metazoa; Chordata; Actinopteri; Toxotidae
Product: trace amine-associated receptor 1-like
Exons: 2
Coding region: 1-930 (309 amino acids)
Biological process (GO): G protein-coupled receptor signaling pathway
Cellular component (GO): membrane
Molecular function (GO): trace-amine receptor activity
Source: RefSeq, a predicted model, not a curated record